GCCGACCCUCCUCUCCUCACUGCAGCCCCGUCCCGUCCGGGUGCACAGACGCGCGCACGCCGACCCCACGCAGAUCCAAAGCAAGAUUCAAAAGAACAUCUUUGCGUUUCCUCCAGCUCCCCAUCAUCGUGCUAGGGAGGAGGCAGCGGGUGAGAAACAAAACUUUCCACUGCCGUCGUGUUCCGAGGCCGAGGCACCUCUAAGGUACUGAUGGCUCUACAGAGGACCCGUUCAUUCCUUCUGCUCUUGCUGCUGAUCCUGCUGGGGCUAGGGCUAGUACAGCCCUCCUAUGGCCAGGAUCACAUGUACCAACGAUUCCUGCGGCAACAUGUGGACCCUGAGGAGACAGGUGGCAAUGAUAGAUACUGCAACUUGAUGAUGCAAAGACGGAAGAUGACUACGCGUCAGUGCAAGCGCUUCAACACCUUCAUCCAUGAAGACAUCUGGAACAUUCGUAGUAUCUGCAGCACCACCAAUGUCCAGUGCAAGAAUGGCAAUAUGAACUGUCAUGAGGGUGUAGUGAAGGUCACAGACUGCAGGGAGACAGGAAGCUCCAGGGCCCCCAACUGCAGAUAUCGAGCCAUGGCAAGCACUCGGCGUGUCGUCAUUGCCUGUGAGGGUAACCCAGAGGUGCCUGUGCACUUUGACAAAUAGAUACUACCCUGCUGGGGUUAUGGCCAGUGUUUGGCCUUUAACUUACUCCUUAAAUAGAAAUGAGUAAUGCAUUUGAACUGUCCCAGGCUCUGUCUCCUCUGUUUAUUUCUUAUUCUUUUUCUCUAUAUAACCCAUUCUACUAAAUAUUAAUACAUUGCAUUAAAGAUAAGUGGAGAUGUAUGCCUAUAAUGAGUCUGGGCUUUUCUAUAAUAAGCUUCUUUUUAUAAUACUAGUCAGCUUAACUCUCUCAGAUCCUAUCCUCUGUAAUUUAGUCAUUUGUGUAUUUAUAUAGGAUUUUAAGCAUUUCGAAGUGCUUUCAUUUAAGCUGUAUCAUUUUAAUAUCGUAGCACCCCUGAUGAUGUUGUUAUAUAUAGAAGCUUGAAGUUAAGGAAUCUGCUGAAGACCAUAAAGUUAGGGAAAGAGCUGAGACAAAAACUCAGUUUAAUUAGCUACUCAUCCAGGGAUUUUUCUACUUAGUCACAGGAAUGUUUUGAGUGUCUGCUUUUGGUUAUGCCCCAAAGUCAGCUGUUGGGAGAAACAUUAAAAAUUUGAAAAUAUAUACCAGCAAAAUCAAAGUUCUGUGUUAUUUGUCAUUGUUGUUAUGUUUGGGUCUGAUAAGAUUAAGAAAAUGAUGUUAGGAAUUUUCUCUUCCUUUUCCCAAACCUUUA
Messenger RNA from Propithecus coquereli (Coquerel's sifaka), 1322 nucleotides. RefSeq names its product ribonuclease, RNase A family, 4 (gene RNASE4). Gene Ontology annotation, molecular function: nucleic acid binding; RNA nuclease activity. The record is from RefSeq and is a predicted model, not a curated record. Lineage: Eukaryota; Metazoa; Chordata; Mammalia; Primates; Indriidae. The coding region runs from base 211 to 654 and encodes 147 amino acids. The transcript is spliced from 2 exons.